Gongylonema pulchrum is the source of this 438-nucleotide messenger RNA. The record is from the annotation of a GenBank genome assembly. Lineage: Eukaryota; Metazoa; Nematoda; Chromadorea; Rhabditida; Gongylonematidae.
GCAGUUUUGGUGCACUGUCUUGCCGGGGUAAGUCGAAGCGUCUGUGUUGUUGCGGCGUACUUGAUAGUGACCUGUGAACUGACCUAUGCGGCUGCCAUGUCCUACAUUACCAGCAAACGACCUUGUGCAAAUCCGAAUUUUGGCUUCCGCAUGCAACUGGCCGAAUAUCAGAAGAAGGGAUGCACAGAACGACUUGUGAUCAGUAAUCACUUCGAUUCUCAAAAAAUGGAUGAACUAAAACAGAAUGAUAUGCGAAUUUUACUGGAUUAUCCUGCCACAAUGCUUCCCAGUGCUGAUCUUUCCAAUUCUUCCUCUGAUAAUUCACAUGACGGGUUCACCACUUAUGCAAGAUCUUGCACUUCUGUCCGUGGAUCUCAAAAUAAUAACACAGCCAGAACACUACUCAAUACAAGUGAUAUCAGUUUUAUUGAUCAGUGA